Molecule: messenger RNA, 1776 nt
Organism: Saccostrea echinata
Lineage: Eukaryota; Metazoa; Mollusca; Bivalvia; Ostreida; Ostreidae
Product: monocarboxylate transporter 14-like
Exons: 5
Coding region: 31-1719 (562 amino acids)
Biological process (GO): monocarboxylic acid transport; transmembrane transport
Molecular function (GO): monocarboxylic acid transmembrane transporter activity
Source: RefSeq, a predicted model, not a curated record
UACGGAUUGUUAAAUUGUUAGGAGAACAUCAUGACUCUGAAUCGUCGUGAGUCAGAUGUAGACAGGGGGUGGGCCUGGGCAGUGCUGGGAGCCAGUUUCCUAUCCCUCCUCCUAAAUGGAUGUCUACUUUAUGGUGUUGGAAUUACACAUGUUGCAUUUUUGCGUUUAUACAAAGAGUCAGAUGCCUACACAUCUUUCCUAGGAUCAUUAUUUAGCAGCCUUCUACAGCUAAUUGGUCCAGUAGCCAGUUUAUCAAUCAAUGUUUUCAACUGCCGCCUUACAAUGAUAGUUGGAGGAUUGCUUAUUUUUAUCGGCUGUUCCGCAACAUACUUUGCAUAUUCGCUUGAAGUUGCAAUCUUAACGUAUGGUAUCAUUGCAGGGAUUGGCAAUGGACUAGUAGCUACACCUCCACUGGUAGCCGUGGGGUAUUAUUUCAGAGAGAAGAGAGGAUUUGCCAUAGGGUUUGCUGUAGCGGGGGCUGGUACUGGAAUGUUCAUAAGUGGUCCUCUUUUUCAGUACCUCAUAGAUUCUUAUGAACUUCAAGGGACAAUGUUGAUACUUGGUGCAAUAUUUUCAAAUCAGAUUAUCCUUGGUUGCAUAAUGAGACCUUCUGAAACAGAAAUUCACCACAAAGCACUACGAAACAAAUCAAAAGAUGGUCCAGGGAACAAAUUCAAUUUCAGAAAACAUCUUCAUCUUGAAAUUUUCUGUGAUAAAAUGUUUGUUGUUAUACUUUUACAAUUUUUGAUUUGGAAUAUUCCAUUUUCUAUGCUUUUGUUACAUCUUCCUAACUUUUCUGUUGUCUAUGGAUCAUCCGAACAACAGGCUGCCUUUCUGAUCUUCCUGAUUGGUUUGACAGGGACUAUUGGGCGUGUCCUCACAGGGAUGGCAGUAAGUCCACAUGCUAUUGACCCUGUGUUAAUGAACAUGGGCAUUACAGGAGUGCUAGGUAUUAUAUGUGGGUUGUUCCCUUUCUAUUCAUCUACAUACGCAGGGCAGUGCACAUUUGCUGCUCUAUUUGGGAUCUAUAGUGGAGCUUUAACAACUAUGAUUACACCAUUAAGUGUUGAACUACUGGGUUUGGAGAAAUUGUCGUCUGCUGUAGGUAUAAUGUAUUGUAUUGGCGGAAUUGGAUAUUUAAUUGGACCGAUUUUUGCAGGUACUCUUAUAGAUAGUGGUGGAAAAUACGAAACAACAUUCUAUAUAUCAGGUUGUUUGUUGAUUAUUGCUUCUCUUCUGACACUGUUAUCUACAUGCUGGAGAAAAGACUACGGGUCUCAGACAGAGAGGACCGACCAAUACGAAACACCAACAGACAGUCAAACAAUGAAGAAUUCAACCUUCCUUUACCAAUCAGGGCUCCUUGCUGGAUCCAUAAUAAUUCAAGCAGAUGAACAUUUAGGGAGUACGACAUCCGCCAUAUCUAUGAAAAAUCCUCGAAUAUUAAGGUUAAAUCAUCAGUCUGGGGAAUAUGAAAGUGAAGAAAGUCUGUUUAAAAACAUAAUGCUUCGAAAGUUACAGAAAAAUAGCAGUGCUUGUAGUAGUCAAUACAGUUUGUUUAAAGACCACGACUCCAUAAGACAUGAUACUGAUAAUUUACCUGAUAUUAACAAAAGCAAUGAUAUCAAGACUGAAAGUGCUUUAAUCCAUGGAGAUAUUUCUAACAUACAAUCUAAAUCUGUCGCACAAAAUAGGGGAUCAAAUGCAGACAAUUUAUGAUAUAAAUACAUUUGUAGUAUUAAUAUGAUAAGCAAUUCUCUUUUUAAUCAAAUUUAU